Molecule: messenger RNA, 4497 nt
Organism: Bubalus bubalis (water buffalo)
Lineage: Eukaryota; Metazoa; Chordata; Mammalia; Artiodactyla; Bovidae
Gene: TPCN1
Product: two pore segment channel 1
Exons: 27
Coding region: 1408-3756 (782 amino acids)
Biological process (GO): transmembrane transport; monoatomic ion transport
Cellular component (GO): endosome membrane; lysosomal membrane
Molecular function (GO): voltage-gated channel activity; monoatomic ion channel activity
Source: RefSeq, a predicted model, not a curated record
GGGUCUUAGAGUUGUGCCACGCAGGAUACUUAGUUGAGGCAUGUGGGAUCUAGUUCCCUGACCAGGGGUUGAAUCCAGACCCCCCUGCUUUGGGAGCAUGGGUCUUAACCCCUGAACCACCAGGGAAGUCUCGGGGCUACGUUCUGUCUUGAAGAGGAUGUGCAUGGUAUAUGCGUGCCUGUGUGUGUGAAAGAGAGAGAGAAGGGUGGGGGGUGGGCGCAAAUGCAUGAGGUUAUGUACACGUAGGAGAAGGAGAAUGAAAGGAACAGGAUUGAAAGGAGAGAGGGACCUCAGUGUAAACCUGCAGAAGAACUGUCACCGCCUCACAUCCUUUCCGCUCAGAGCUGCCUCCCACAAGGAGCUCAUAUGCCUUUUAUCCAAAGCACCCUCUUGCCCAGGCCCCCAAGGAAGGCCCCAGUGACCUACCCAGCCCUAGCGGACCCUGCGCUUGCUGGAUGUUGGGGGUGGGCCACAAAAGCCCUGUGUUCCCGCCCGUCCUUUCCCCGUCCUCCCUGGUGCUGCUUUAUAGCCGGCAUAUGGAAACUGUUUCUGUUUACCCAGAGCCACCCCGAUGCUGCUGCACGCUGUGCUCCAGCGAACGGAAACCUUGGAUUCCCCGCAGGGUCGUUUGAGAGGCGGCAUGCAAAGCCGCCAGCUGUUCUGCAGGGAGUGUCUGGGCCCUGUUACAUCAGCGUGGUGGAAGCGUUACCAUCUGUGCAAACAGGUCAUCCUGGUUUAUCUGCCUGUCCUCUGUGUGGGGAACGCCUCUCCUACUUGGAGGCAGCUUUUGUUGUUGUGGUUGUAGUCACGCUGUUUUGUAUUCCACCGCCUGCCAGUUCAGCCGUUUUCUUUCUGUUGCUUGUUCUCCACGUUUGGCUCCCCGGGCUGAUUGCCAGGAUGUAGGGAGGGGAGUUUAGGAGUAGGUGUUGCAUAAAUGUUUAGUGGCAAAGGUCAGUGGGGCCUGAAAAGGCUGCAGACCAGCUUUACAGGAGAGCUCUUUGCCCAGGACACCCGGAGUACAGAACAAAGUGUUUUUCUCUUCAGGGACUGGGGCGGGGGUGACUUUUCCCAGAGGCGCAGAGUGGGAACUUCCAGGUUGCCAAGAGUGUUCAGCUUUCUCUGGCCCUUUUCAAACCUCCCCGGAGUGGAGAAGCUGGUUGGCUUCUAGGAGCCAAGGAGCUAGCCAAGAAGACUGCCGCUCCCACCCUCCUGUGCUGCUGUGUAUCUUGUUCCCCCACUUCUUUCCUCCCGUUUCCAGCUGCCUCCCAGGAAAGGCGGAAAUGCAGAGGCGAGGGCCAGCCAUCAUCUUCCUGGAGGAGGCAGCGGAGGGCCAGCUCCCUGACAGCCCCAUGGAGAGGUCAUCCCGUCUCCUCCAGCUGGGCCCUUGUGGUAUGCCUUGACCUGGCCAUGGAUGGAGGCAAAUAUACCGUCCACGACUCCCAGGCCCCCAGUCUGAGCUUAGAGGGUGAGAACUCCCCCUCCAGCCCCACUGGACAUGACUGGGAGAUGAAUUAUCAAGAGGCAGCAAUCUACCUCCAGGAAGGCGAGAAUAACGACAAGUUCUUCACCCACCCCAAGAACGCCAAAGCUCUGGCGGCCUACCUCUUCGCACACAACCACCUCUUCUACCUGAUGGAGCUGUCCGCGGCCUUGCUCCUGCUGCUGCUCUCCCUGUGCGAGGCUCCCGCCGUCCCCGCGCUCCGGCUGGGCAUUUACGUCCACGCAACCCUGGAGCUGUUCGCCCUGGUGGUGGUCGUGUUUGAACUCUGCAUGAAGUUGCGGUGGCUGGGCCUUCACACCUUCAUCCGGCACAGAAGGACCAUGGUCAAGACCUCCGUGCUGGCGGUGCAGUUCGUGGAGGCCAUCGUGGUGCUGGUGCGGCAGACGUCACACAUGCGGGUGACCCGGGCGCUGCGCUGCAUCUUCCUGGUGGACUGUCGGUACUGCGGCGGCGUCCGGCGCAACCUGCGUCAGAUGUUUCAGUCCCUGCCGCCCUUCAUGGACAUCCUCCUGCUUCUCCUCUUCUUCAUGAUCAUUUUCGCCAUCCUCGGUUUCUACUUGUUCUCCCCUAAUCCUUCAGACCCCUACUUCAGCACCCUGGAGAACAGCAUCAUCAGUCUGUUUGUCCUUCUGACCACCGCCAACUUCCCAGAUGUGAUGAUGCCCUCCUACUCCCGGAACCCCUGGUCCUGCGUCUUCUUCAUCGUGUACCUCUCCAUUGAGCUGUAUUUUAUCAUGAACCUGCUCCUGGCCGUGGUAUUUGACACCUUCAAUGACAUCGAGAAACGCAAGUUCAAGUCUUUGCUGCUACACAAGCGAACCGCCAUCCAGCACGCCUACCGCCUGCUCGUCAGCCAGCGGAGGCCUGCCGGCAUCUCCUACAGGCAGUUCGAAGGCCUGAUGCGUUUCUACAAGCCCCGGAUGAGUGCGGGGGAGCGCUAUCUCACCUUCAAGGCCCUGAAUCAGAGCAACACGCCACUGCUCAGCCUGAAGGACUUUCAUGAUAUUUAUGAAGUUGCCGCCUUAAAGUGGAAGGCAAAGAGAAAUAGAGAACACUGGUUUGAUGAGCUUCCCAGGACAGCAUUCCUCAUCUUCAAAGGAAUUAAUAUCCUUGUGCAGUCCAAGGCCUUCCAGUAUUUCAUGUAUUUGGUGGUAGCGGUCAACGGGGUCUGGAUCCUCGUGGAGACCUUCAUGCUGAAAGGUGGGAACUUCGUCUCCAGGCACGUGCCGUGGAGUCACCUCAUCUUUCUGACUAUCUACGCGGUGGAGCUGUUCCUGAAAGUUGCCGGCCUGGGCCCCAUUGAAUACCUGUCCUCCGGAUGGAACCUGUUCGACUUCUCUGUCACAGCCUUUGCCUUCCUGGGACUGCUGGCUCUGGCCUUCAACAUGGAGCCCUUCUACUUCAUAGUGGUCCUGCGUCCCCUCCAGCUGCUGAGGUUGUUUAAGCUGAAGAAGCGUUACCGCAACGUGCUGGACACCAUGUUUGAGCUGCUGCCCCGGAUGGCCAGCCUGGGCCUCACUCUGCUCAUCUUCUACUACUCCUUUGCCAUCGUGGGCAUGGAAUUCUUCUGUGGAAUCCUCUACCCCAACUGCUGCAAUACCAGCACAGUGGCAGACGCCUACCGCUGGCUGAACCACACCGUGGGCAACAGGACCGUCGUGGAGGAGGGCUAUUACUAUCUCAAUAAUUUUGACAACAUCCUGAACAGCUUUGUGACCUUGUUCGAGCUCACGGUUGUCAACAACUGGUACAUCAUCAUGGAAGGUGUCACCUCCCAGACCUCGCACUGGAGCCGCCUCUACUUCAUGACCUUCUACAUCGUGACCAUGGUGGUGAUGACCAUCAUUGUGGCCUUCAUCCUCGAAGCCUUUGUCUUCCGAAUGAACUACAGCCGCAAGAACCAGGACUCGGAAGUGGACGACGGCAUCACCCUGGAGAAGGAGCUCUCCAAAGACGAGCUGGUCGCAGUUCUGAAGCUCUACCGGGAGGCAGGGGGAGCCAACUCAGACAUCGCCCAGCUGCUCAAGAUCCUCUCCCAGCUGGAGAGAUAUGAGCAAAAUACCUUGGUGUUUCUGGGACGGAGAUCAAGGACCAAAAGCGACCUGAGCCUCAAGAUGUACCAAGAGGAGAUUCAGGAGUGGUAUGAGGAACAUGCCCGCAAGCAGGAGGAACAACAGCGACAGCACAGCAGCUGCGUGGUCCCCGCCACCCAGCAGCCUCCAGGCAGCCGCCAGCGCUCCCAGACCAUCACCUAAGCCCAGCCUGCAAAAGCCAUCUCUUCUAUGCAAUAACACAAUAGUAUUAUUUUACUACAAUGUAUCAAAGUAAUGUAUGUGUAUAUAUGUAUAUGUUAUAUAUAUGUAUACACAUCCAUAUAUAUAUGCACAUAUUUAUAUACAGAAGGGAGAAAAAAGCUGACAAGAUGGGGUUUGGUUUAUAACCGCCUUAUCCUGUUUAACCCUGGAAGUCGGCUUCGUCUCGGGGGCGGUCAGGCCACCAAGGGCGGCUCUUAACGUGGAAGGCUCCAGAAGGCCCCUUCACAAGAGCACGUGAAUAGACCUGCCAGUCUCUGCAGAGCUGGCCUUCACAGUGGGCCCGCAUGCCUGUCGCACCGUCUUCCUGACGCUGCUCUCAGAAUCCUUCCCCGCCCGGCAGCCUCCCCACUGACCUGCCCUACGGCCCAGGGCUCCUGUGUCCUGCUUUGGGGACAAAACCACUUAGGAAGGAAAGAGCCCACAUCCUCGGGAUGGUAUUUCUCCAUAUGUGAUGAUCAUGGAAUGGGUGUUCCCUUGGGAAACCAGUACCCAGCAAGCACCUGCUGGAACGAGUGAUCCAGGGCCAUGGGUACUCCAUGUGGUCAGAUCUCAGCUAGUGCCGGGCGGCCAGAGAUUCUGUAUCCUGGCUCCAUGAGCCUUCUCACCUACCGUAAGUUUUAACCCUUGUUGCUGAAAAUGCUUCUAAGAUGGUCCAUAGGAGGAGGAGAACAGGCCCGAGGC